Messenger RNA from Anolis carolinensis (green anole), 5254 nucleotides. Its product is annotated as beta-soluble NSF attachment protein. The transcript is spliced from 10 exons. The record is from RefSeq and is a predicted model, not a curated record. Bases 884 to 1711 code for a protein of 275 amino acids. Gene Ontology annotation, cellular component: synaptobrevin 2-SNAP-25-syntaxin-1a complex; vacuolar membrane; terminal bouton. Gene Ontology annotation, molecular function: syntaxin binding; soluble NSF attachment protein activity. Gene Ontology annotation, biological process: intracellular protein transport; synaptic transmission, glutamatergic; SNARE complex disassembly. Lineage: Eukaryota; Metazoa; Chordata; Lepidosauria; Squamata; Anolidae.
GGAAGAAAGGAAGGGAAAGAUAAAAGAAGGAAGGUAGGGAUGAAGGGAGAGAAGAAAAGGAUAGGUUAAGGAAGGGGGAGAGAAAAGAAGGAAGGAGUGGAGAAAAGGAGGAGAGAAGGAAGGGAGAGAGAAAGAGGAAGGAAGGAAAGAAGCAAGGAAGGAGAGAGGAAGAAAGGAAGGGAAAGAUAAAAGAAGGAAGGUAGGGAUGAAGGGAGAGAAGAAAAGGAUAGGUUAAGGAAGGGGGAGAGAAAAGAAGGAAGGAGUGGAGAAAAGGAGGAGAGAAGGAAGGGAGAGAGAAAGAGGAAGGAAGGAAAGAAGCAAGGAAGGAGAGAGGAAGAAAGGAAGGGAAAGAUAAAAGAAGGAAGGUAGGGAUGAAGGGAGAGAAGAAAAGGAUAGGUUAAGGAAGGGGGAGAGAAAAGAAGGAAGGAAUGGAGAAAAGGAGGAGAGAAGGAAGGAAGGAAGGAAGAAGGGAGGGAAGGAGAGAUAAAAAGGAUAGAGGAAGGAAGGGGAGAGAGAGGGGAAGGAAGGAAGGAAGGAAAGAAUGGAGGGAGGGAGUUAAAAAGGAAGGGAAAGAUAAAAGGAGAGAGCGAAAGAAAGGAUGGAGUAAGGAAGGGGGAGAGAAAAGGAAGGGAGAAGAGGAGGAGAGAAGGAAGGGAGAGAGAAAGAGUAAGGGAGAAAGGAAGAAGGAAGGGAGAGAGGGAGAGAGAAAAAGGACAGAGUAAGGAAGGGGCGAAAAAGAAAAGAAGGAAGGGCCUCCCUCUCCCCUUUCCGAAGGGCUGCCGAGGCGGGGCUUGGAGGGCUGCUCCUCCUCCCGCUCCAUCCCUGCUCCAUCCCUCCUCUUCUUCCUCAGAAGCGCAUCCCUCCUGACUGGAUCGCCGCCGCCAUGGACGCCUCAGUGGCGGGCGAGAAGGAGCGGGAGGCCGUGCAGCUGAUGGCCGAGGCGGAGAAGAGGGUCAAGGCCUCCCACUCCUUCCUGAGGGGGCUCUUCGGAGGGAACAGGGUAGAAGAAGCAUGUGAAAUGUAUACCCGAGCAGCAAAUAUGUUCAAGAUUGCCAAAAACUGGAGUGCUGCAGGAAAUGCUUUUUGCCAGGCUGCCAAGCUCCACAUGCAACUGCAGAGCAAACACGAUGCAGCAACCUGUUUUGUGGAUGCAGGAAAUGCCUACAAAAAGGCAGACCCACAAGAGGCUAUCAACUGCUUAAAUACGUCCAUCGAUAUUUACACAGACAUGGGCCGAUUUACUAUUGCUGCCAAGCAUCACAUUACCAUUGCAGAGAUCUAUGAGUCUGAGUUGGUAGACAUUGAAAAGGCUAUUGCUCAUUAUGAACAAGCUGCAGAUUAUUACAAGGGAGAAGAAUCCAACAGUUCUGCCAACAAAUGCCUUCUGAAAGUAGCUGGAUAUGCUGCUCAGUUAGAGCAAUAUCCAAAGGCAAUCGAAAUGUUUGAACAGAUUGGAACAAGUACUAUGGAUAACCCAUUGCUCAAACACAGUGCAAAGGAUUACUUCUUUAAAGCUGCCUUGUGCCACUUUAUAGUUGAUGAGUUGAAUGCUAAGAAAUUACUGGAAGCCCAUGAGGAACAAAACUGUGAAGCAUACACGGAAGCAGUUAAAGAGUUCGAUUCAAUUUCCCGCUUGGAUCAGUGGCUGACAACCAUGUUGCUUCGCAUAAAGAAAUCUAUUCAAGGAGACAAUGAGGGAGACUUGAAAUGAACUCUCCGUACAGUUUGUGGCAUUUUGUGAUUGUCUAUUGAAGUACACUGUGUUGUGGCCAAGGACCGUUCAGGGAUACUUGAUAAAUGCUUCUAGCUUAAAUGACUGGUGUCUUGUUUAGUAUCCUGUUGUGGCUCAUUCAGUGUAACUGUGCACAUGAGUUUAUCAAUUUAAGACUUUUUGUUUCGUUUCUAAAUGCAAAGUGUGGCCUGAUCCUAUGCAUUUUUACUUACAUGUAAAUCCCAUAUAAGGGGGAACUCUUUCUCAUGUAACUGUGCGUGUUUAUUUGGAAUCAAGUCCCACUCUGUUCAGUUGAACUUACUUCCUUGUAAUUGCACUUAAAACUGCAGACUCAAUAAUAAUGUAAAUCAAAUCAACUGUUGUGGAAUGCCAGCUACCCUGAAAUUAUUUGCUCGUAAUCCAGAUUUUCCUGCCUUUUCAACUUGGAUGUAGCAGUCGUGAGAAAGGGUUGGUGAUCUGAAAUAUAUUCAAGUUCUUUGAAGAUUUAUCACAUCAGUGUACACAACUUUUUCUGUGCAUUUUUUUGGGAGAGAACAGUUGCAGCUAGAAUGUGGGGUCUGGAAAGUGAAAGAAGUCAAGAAAUUUUAUCCUGCUUGAAAGAGCUUGAUGGCACCUUGUCCUGAUGGAAGGUCUAUUGUGCAUUAAGGUUACAGGAGUCCCAUCCUGGCCACCCUAAUAUCCUGCAGAAGAUCCAAAUUUAUAUUGGUGUACUUCUGUUUUAAAAUAUCAGAAUAUUGUCUUGGAGGUGUGGUUUUGAUUUCCUCUUAUGCAACAAUUCUAAGUUUUAACACUGAACUGAGAGGGCAACUAACAGACAAAGCCUCCUUUAUAGCAGAAGUGGCCAAAGUGUGCCUAUCCCACUGCUGUUGUUGCACUGUGAUGCCCUUCCUGGGGCUAGGGCUGCCAAGGGUGCAGUGCAACAGCAUCUGGAUGGCCACAUUUUGCCCAUCUCUACUUUACAGUCCAAUCCCAUGCAUGUUUUCUCAGAUAUUAAUCCCACUACUUCAGAGAGGCAACGGAACUCAGCCCUGUUGACACACUAAGGAAGCAUCCAUGGGAUUGCACUGGAUAGGGCAUUGUGUGUUGAAGUUGUGGAUUGCAGCCUUAAAUGGAGAUAUAGUACAUCAGCCUCAUUUGAUUACAAAAUCAAUAAUAUACACUUUGAUGAAUGCACAUUUUCUAUUGCUUUUACCAAAUGUUGCACACGUUAACAGGGUAUUGUGUCUUUAUUCUGAUGACAUGAACAAAUCAAAAGGCUUUGCUCUAAAUGUUAGUUGUGUAAUUUGAUGCUACGGUUAUUAAUAGAAUUUCUGAUGUAUUUUCUCUAGCUCCAAACUAGAAAGCCUUGUGCAAUAUCAUCCAUCUACUUGUAGUUUGGAAAAAUGUGAACAUGCAUGUGAAUAAAGCAGUACUAGCUCGCUCUUUGCUGGAAGCUCACUGCGAUUUCACUCGGUGUGCUUAUGAAUAUGUAGAAUUCUGAGAUAUAAACAAUGUCAGUUGCUUCAAAAGUAAAAAUGGAUUUUUAAUGACAGAUUUUUUUUUCUCAUUCUGUGCUGUUAUUUCUUCUUUCCUAAAUGAGGAGCUUCUAAAAUUUAGAGUCUAAAACCUAUAGCAGAUAUUGUUUAUAACAUGUGAAAGAAGUGAUAAUUCAGUUCAUUUUAUAUUGCUCCUCCAUUGCUGUUUCAGUCGUGCUAGUUAAUGCUAAUUUAAUAUAUACAUCGCACAAGUAUUUUUGUAUGCAUAAUACGGAGGAAAAAAUUACACUACAACCUAGGUCUAAAGACAUUAUCGAGCUUUGCUUUUCCAGAAUGUUCAUUUAGACCUGGCCUACCUGGGCAGACAAAUGAUACAGAAAUUGAGUCCCUUCUGUCCACCCCAUUCUGUUGCAUAUGUAGACCAGGCAACAGGCUUAACUUACAUGUGUUGCGAAGUGGGUAAAUUGAUGUACUGUACACCUCAAUGUAUGUGUGUGUGUACACCCAUAUCAGCCAUGCUAUUUGCCACUGGCCUAUUUUAACAAGGCAGAGAGUACAAUGUAAACUCAACCAUUGCCCCUCUGACCAAUGGUUUUCUGCUCUUGCAGCUAUCGUGCACUCCAACCCAAUCUCGUACAUACUGUUUUGGAUUAGCUUUCUUCCAAUUGUAGAUUUAAAGUUGCAUUUUCUCCUUAGCAAAGGGUGGGAUGGUGCAGCCUUCAAGAUGUUGUUGGACUGCAAGUCUCACAUUUCAUACGACUUGCUAUUCUGUUUAGGGCUGAGAAGGAGGUCCUCCUUAACACCCAGAGGUCCACAUAUUCAUCACCUCAAGAGACAAGGAGAUAGAGACUUUAUAGUGUUGUACUGAUUAGCUCUCCCCCCCUCCCCCCAGACAGAAGAUAUGUGUGUAAGUAAGGGUGGGCAGACAUGAUCUGCAGAAGCUUUGGAUUGCAACUCAUAUAAUCCUUUAUCAUUGACUAUGCAUGGUAGGAUUGAUGGGAUGGGUAGACCAGAAACUUCUGGAAGAAGCCCAUAGUUAUCCAUAACUGUCUUAGCAUGGAACAGCAGCAGGUAGUGGAAUAAGAUGGGAAAAAAUGGAGGAUGGGCAAGUGCUUUCUGUAAGGAUGUAUGAAUUCAUGAAUAUAUAUAUUUAUAUGGAUAUCCCAGGGUACUGAAGGCCCAUGUGGCAAUUAGCCAGUUUGAUGGACUGGGGGGCAUAAGUGCAUUACAAUAGAUAGAUAGAUAUGUAGACUUCUAUUUUUAUUUCAAAGACAUAUUUAUUCUGUGAGUUGUGACUCAUUUACUUCUAGUUCUGAACAUUGCUUGUGACACUUUGUGACAUGCUCCCUCAAGCAGUUUUCUAUGGUGUCAGUGCCACAAUUGUCAUUCAUGUGGUUGGUGAACUUUGUCAUGGCAUUUGGUUUAAGGAGAGGAAAGGGUCUCGGCCUCUCAAUUUCCUCAACCAGUCAUGAUCCUUAGGUAAGAUGGAUGCACGACUAAUUGAUUGCUAUGCAUACAUAUCUCCUUCAAAGGGUUUAAGAUUCUUGCCCAUUAUUCUAGCUCACAGAUUUCAAAAGCAGCUUCAAGGAAGCUGGCUUCAAUAACUUUUCAAACAAAAUUCCAAUAUGUUGCUGAAAUAUUUCAUAGAACAUCGGCAGUGUUGAGGCAGUAUUUUCAAUGUAUUUGUAUAUGCAAAUAUAGGUGGAUCUAUAAUUCUAGUUUAUUAGUGCUGGUGUUGUAGUUUAAACACUUGCGAAAUUUUAGCAGACAUGUACUAGUUGAUAAAUUCAGCGCUGAAAUCAUAAAGGCCACCUAGGGCUGCUUAAUUUGUAACAUGAUCCAUGGGUGUGACCAAUCUUUGUGAAUUAUACUGGGUUUCUACAUAUCGUUAGAGUUGGAAAAUACCCAAUUCCUUUAAUACCACAGCCAGCGGGGAUAUGGAUUUGGUCCUUAGCUAAAGAUGAAGGCUGUGGCUCAAUGUGAGGCUUGUAGAUUUCUGCAUUUACUAUUUUAUCAUGCCAAUUGUCAUUAAAAGAGUAUGAUGCCA